AACAAAAUAUUGUCCUCUUUAUUUCAGGUGACUCCUUACAAUGUACACCUCUGGACCGAGCGUAUAAAAGCAAAGUUUUGGGACAUUAUCCUGAUUCUGUACCAUGGAACCCCUUCGACGAACACGCUGUAUGCAUGCUCUGCCUGCCAAGCGGCCUGAGAUUCCGAACCCAGAAACACUCGGUGGAACCAACGUUUCACUCGUUCGUGCUCACCAAGGAGGACGGGCACAGAACCUACGGGUUCAGUCUUGUUUUCUACGAGGAGUGCCGGAAUCGCAAGAUAUGCGCGGCUAUGCAAACUCUGCAGGCGAUGCACAUCACGGAACUGAGCAGCGGGCAAAACGGUACACCACCAACGGCAAGAAAAGGCCAGGAUGGACAUAACACGCGAUCGUUGCCACGGCAUUUCAAGCUAUCAGCACAUUCACCAGGUGCUGCGUUAGGCUACUACGACUCUACCAAAGACAAGUUGCUAGUGACUAAAUCGAUAUCCUUGCUAUGUCAGCAGCCUUACCUUCAUGCCGCGAAAACGUUCCUGACUAAUCUCUACAAAUGUGUUCCUAGACAUCCAGGACCUGGUCUUAGUUUAGAGUCAUACGUAUACAAUUUGUUGUACAAUGUGCCGGUACCAUUACCUGGAAAGUCGUUAAAGUUCUUCAUUCCCAAUGACGAGCCAGCGAAAUCGCCAUUAGAGCUGGUUAUCCAUCAGCCAACGCCAUCGCAGGAGUUACAAAUGCUAGAUUACCCUCUGAAGGAUAUAUUCACAUGGCUUGGAGCGGAUUGUGUGAUUCAAUUGUUUACAUGUGUCCUAUUGGAGAAUCAAGUAUUACUCAGAAGUUCAGAUUUCCACAAGUUGAUGGUGGUAUCCGAAUGCAUAACGGCGCUUCUCUUUCCGUUUUCUUGGCAACAUGUGUACGUGCCGAUAUUGCCCGCCAGUCUACAUCACUUCUUGGACGCGCCGGUACCAUUUAUAAUGGGUUUGCACGCGCAAAGUGAGGGCGGUGUAUUGAAAAUUGCCAGCGAAGCAAAUCUUUGUUAUGUAGAUAUAGAUAAGCAAAGUAGCCAAUUUCCAGAAGAGUUACCUGUAUUUCCACAUAAAAUGCAAUUUAUUGCCGAGAUUAGAGCUCUCUUAAACAAGUACAAAGUACCACACGCGGGAAAGACUGAUAACACGGUCAUAAAUCAUUAUAACGGUGACAUCAUGACUAGUAGUUUGACGCUUCCUGGUUCUGGAUGUCAUCUUCCUCGCAGAAAACAUUCGUUACACGAUGUCUUGGAUUGGAAUCGACCGGAACCGACGUCACAAUCAGACACGUUACAAAGGAUAGUAGAUAUCGCUAAAAGAACUGGAGUGAACGUGGAAGAUAUUGAUUCAGUGGAAGAUAACGUGAAAGAGCAGAUACUCUCACCUCAAGAAGAAUAUCAAGAGAUGCUUAUGUUUAACAAUGCCAUUAGAGAGAUUUUUUUGAACCGUUUUGUACAGAUUUUUUCUAAUUACGAACACUUCGUUAUUCAACCAAGUCAGGACAAAGAUGAAUGGUUGAAUAAUAGGGAUAGCAUGCAUGUUUUUGAUAAGGCUACAUUUUUAUCUGACCAACCCACACAGCAUUUGCCAUUUUUAUCAAGGUUUCUAGAAACACAAAUGUUUGCAUCUCUUGUCGACAGCAAAGUUAUGUCAACGUGGAGUGAGCUUGAUUUUAACACACGAGUUUUUGAUCAAAGAAUUUCUCUCUUAAGGAAAAAAGUUGGAGAAGGUAUUGUAAGAUCGACACGUUAUGAACCUUGUACAAGUAUUGAAGAAUCGCAAAAGGUAUUGGAACAAAGGUUGACAAACGUAGAUUUUGAAACGAAUCCACCUACAGAGAUCGUUCCUCAUAGAGCAGCAUAUUUUCGAAGUUUUCCCUUGUUAGACAGUGUAGCAUUAAAUAAGGAGCCAACUCAAAGUAUACUUCGUAGUCGGAGAGGUCAGACUCAGUGGAAGUAUAAAAUGAAAUCUAUGGAGUCAAAUGGGAAAAGUCCAGUACCUCAAGAAACACAAUCACCUCGACCUCAAACUAAGCUCUCUGCAGAUAUGAGUCCAGCAUUAAUAGCACAAGCAAAUUGGACAUUUGUUGAAAAAUUGCUCAAAGAUUGUAAAUCAAAAACAAAAAGAAUGUUGGUUGAAAAAAUGGGUUCUGAAGCAGUUGCAUUAGGUCAUGGCGGUGAAUCGUUAUCCGAUGUCGAAGAAAAUACGCUAGUUGCCAGUCUCUGUGAUCUCCUAGAACGAGUUUGGAGUCAUGGAUUGCAAAAUAAACAAGGGAAAAGCGCUCUUUGGUCGCAUCUUGCCAUGUAUCAAGAAGAAGAGUGCAACGACCCGAGUAAACCAAUAGAUCCUAAUUUUCUUUCUCCUGCCAAGAAAUCACCAAGUAGCUUUUUUGGAUUACCAGAGCGUUUAAUUUCAUCUUUAAAGGGCAAAAAUAUUUUUGAAAUUGCUUCUUAUAUCAAGGAGAAUUUUAAUGAUCUACCAAACCUGGCAUUGGAGAUCGACUCGCCUACACGAGGCACGGAUAAGCACAAGUCUCCUGGCGACAGAAAAAUUGGCCCUGAACAUUUGAGGCCUUUGCCUAAUUCUUUGCUUUUUGAUAUUCGGAAUGUACAGGCAAUGACUGAUAUUAAAACGCAUAUUGGAUAUGCUAGAGCCUGGGUUCGAUUAGCACUUGAAAAGAAACUUCUUUCUCGUCAUUUGAAAACUUUAUUAUCAGAUACCAGAUUGUUAAGAAGUCAGUAUAAGCGCUCGGCAUUUUUGCGUUGCGAAGAAGAAAAGGAACAAUUCUUAUACCAUCUUUUAACGUUGAAUGCCGUCGAUUACUUCUGCUUUACAAACAAUUAUCCAACUACGAAAUUGCCAUACAGGGUCGUUAUAUUUCCUAGUCGAAAAGCUAGCGCAGCUACUACUUCGGCAAACAGUUGGAUCGCUAUUUCUGGUACAUUGUGUGAAACAAAUCCAGUGCCAAUUCCCAAGGGAGCGUUGGAAUUUGUGUUUCAUCAUAAGAAUUUGGGCGUGCUCUCUACAUUACGUAUAGGACAUGACAAUACAGGUCUUUCGCCAAAAUGGAUGGUAGAACAUGUUGUGGUGAGAAAUGAAGUUACAGGGCACACAUUUAAAUUCCCUUGUGGUAGAUGGCUUGGCAGAGGUAUCGAUGAUGGAUCUACUGAAAGAUUAUUAGUAGGUGCCUUGGUACCACGUAAUAUCGAUAGUGAAGAAUUGGUUGAAUCAUGUUCAACACCACCAAGAUGUAGGUCUCCUAGUAUACCUAGACGUCCUAUAGUGUCUCAAGUCGAACUGCAACAUAUGUUAGGAGAGUCUGUAAACGCGAUUGUCAAAUUCCACUAUAGAAGAGAAUGUCAGGAUGGUUCUUUGACUGCUUUACUUUGUGGGGAAGGUGGUCUUGUGCCAUCUUUAGAGCAGAUAUUUUUAUUCGGUUUUAAGAACCAAAGAAUAUUUGGGAAAAAUUUUUACGUUUGGGAUUAUCUCUUACGUGUAAAAGAAAAUUUUGAAAUUUCUUUGCUGGAAGAAAUGGACGAAUAUUCACAGAGGCUGAAUAGAGAUAGACGAAUUCACGCAGAGAAUAAUCAAAGAUUUACGACUUUAAGAUGUUAUUGUCAUCUUAUUGAUCAAAUUAACUUAUUCAGUCAAACUCUUGGUAAAGAUGGAAAAUUUCAGUUAUUCAUUUGCUUAGCAGCAAGAGAACAGCUUCUUCAUUCAAUGCUUCGGCCAAUGAGUGAAGCGCGCUCUACUGCAGACAUGUAUGAAGAAACUUCUUUCUUAAGAAAUACUACAUUAUUAAAUUUCCUUAUUCACAUUCUUGAACCACUAAGCGAAUUUCACAUUGUCCUCGAAAAGAGCUUGACUCAUGGAAUUUCUAGUAUAUGUUAAUUUAUCAUAAACAUUCCAAUAAUUAGGUAAGAUAUGCUGGAUUUUUUGCUAUACGCUGUACUUUACAAAAUUUUUAUUUUUAAAUGAUUGCAGAAUAACUUAAAUUUGAUCAUAUACUUUCCUGUAGGAUACAUUUCUUUAAAACGGCACAAUUUAUAAAAUUCUAAAUAAUACGAGGCGAACAGAAUAAAUGUUAUAGUAUUGGAAAAAUGAUAAACUUUGUAAAACUCUACUAUUAAGGAUCUAAGAGAAAUUUAAUAAUGCAAAUGAAGACUGUUAUGCUGAUGUAAAAUAGUCGUUUUUAAAUGAUGAUUGUUUGACAGAAAGUUGAUAUAUGAGUGAUAACGAAAACAAAGAUCUUUCUCUGUUCCGGAAGUUGAUGAUAUUGAUAACAAUAAGAGUUCAGUGAAAUAUAGAUAAUCUAAUUUCGCCCAUCUUGCCGUAGAUAAUUGAUAGAGAAACUAAUUAAGAUUGUUGAAACUGACGUAUCGUGUACCAAAGAUGUGAUCCUAUUAGUUAUUACUAUUAGUAUUAUUGAUAUUAUUAUUACUAAGGAUUUAGUUUUUUUUACAAUUUUUGCCGUAAGCAGAAUAUCUAAAGAGCGUGCAAACAACGUAUAUUGCAAUAAUUAAUAAGUUAGACAAGAUAAAUAUCAAUUUUGUACGUUCCAUUAUUUAUUACAUUAAUCGAAAUCAUUAAUAAUAGGAAAUAUAACUUUGUCGAGAGAAAUAUUAGAAUAGGAAAAAAUUUACGACUUGUUAAUUUUAUCUUUCUCCACUCUCAUAAAUCACAUUAUGUUAAAUCAUGAAAAUGGUCGAUUAAUUUUUUAAUACGUUGUUUAUACAUACUUGUGAACAGAUACCUGCUUUAUUAGUUAAUACUAUUUCCUUUACCUUUUUUUAUCGAAUAUGAUCGAAGAUUUUUUUAUUUUUACUUAUACGAGUACUGAGCUGCAAGAAACAAUAACGUCAAAGUUUAAGACUUAAUAUUAGCAAUUUAUAUUUCUUCUCUUGUAAAAUUUGAAAUUCAAUUAGUGUAUUGUAGUUCGAUUCGAAAUCAGAAGCACGUAAUAUAUUAUGAAACAUUUAUGCGCAUAUUCAAGAAAAAAUGGACCAACCGAUUUAAUCAUUUAUUACAAGUUUCGAAGUGUGACAAUUGAUUUUUGACGUGCAAGCUGUUUCUUCGAAGUUUUAAUGUAAUUGAUGAUCAAGAUAAGUAGAAUACUCCACUAAUUUGAAGAAAUAGUUUUUAGAGUUCAAUUUUAUCGCUAGCAUUUCACUGACAUUCAAUACCACACCCAUUGCUAAAAAUUGUUCUUUCGUAUUAUUAACCAGUGUACUAUUGCUCAUUCUUCGUAAAGCACGCGUGAAUAAUAUUUUUUAUUAUAAGCUUUAAUGUUUAACGAGUUUACUUGGGUAUACUACAAUUUUUGAAAAAAUCUUAAUAAUUUCAAUGAUACUAAAUUUUUGGGGGUUUCGUUUUACUUUUUUGCUAUUUUAUUCUGAUAUUAAACACAGUUAAAAUUAAACAUUAAAUUUAAUUUUAAGAAUUACUAAUUCUAAAGAAUUUUAAGCAUUGAAAAAAUAUUUCGUUAAGUAAAAAAAUUUAAUACAACUAUUUCUCAUUUACAAUUCACCUUAAAUUUAAUUACUUUUGUAUCUAAUCUUUUAAAAAAUAUUAAUUUCAAGCAGAAAUAAUUUUAAAUAUCUUUUGUUGAUGUAACCAUAAAAUAUACAAGGU
Molecule: messenger RNA, 5657 nt
Organism: Bombus impatiens (common eastern bumble bee)
Lineage: Eukaryota; Metazoa; Arthropoda; Insecta; Hymenoptera; Apidae
Gene: pns
Product: DENN domain-containing protein 5B
Exons: 19
Coding region: 135-3917 (1260 amino acids)
Molecular function (GO): small GTPase binding; guanyl-nucleotide exchange factor activity
Source: RefSeq, a predicted model, not a curated record